Molecule: messenger RNA, 6414 nt
Organism: Acipenser ruthenus (sterlet)
Lineage: Eukaryota; Metazoa; Chordata; Actinopteri; Acipenseriformes; Acipenseridae
Product: ATP-dependent translocase ABCB1-like
Exons: 28
Coding region: 468-4283 (1271 amino acids)
Biological process (GO): transmembrane transport
Cellular component (GO): membrane
Molecular function (GO): ABC-type transporter activity; ATP binding; ATP hydrolysis activity
Source: RefSeq, a predicted model, not a curated record
UACCCCACUACUCGGAGAUAAAUAAUGGCUACAACACCACACGUAAGCUUAAUAAUGGUAAACGAGGAUGAUUAUGAUGCAAUACAUAUUUUGUAUUUCUUACUUCCGUAAUACAGAACUACUAACGGUGUAAUCUCGCCUAUUUAAAAACUAACAGAACACAACAGACCUGGAUGUACGGCAGCACCAUCUUCUAAAAUUAGUAGACCUACUGGCACUGUACGGCCGCCUGAAAAUGCAUUGGAGCAUAUUUGACUUUUAACCGAGGUUGCAGUUCCACCGGUAGUGCCUAUGCAACUGCCGCAGUACGUCACCAGCUGUGUCCACUGAACCUUUAUGAGGCAUUUCAACCAAAGGACUACAGAUUUCCUAAUCGCUGCUUUGGAAAUGGAAAAUUCACUCGAUGCUGUAAAUCAGCUUGGUUUGAAAAGUGGUCUUGGUGAGACAGAAAGAGCAAGAAAGGAGAAAUGAAUGGCACAGUGAGUGAAAAAGUAGAAAAUGAAAAUCAUGUGGAUAGAAGUGAAAUGAGAGACAAGGAAAAAACACCUAAACUAGCCAUGGUCAGUCCCAUAAGUAUGUUUCGCUAUGCAGACUCGUUGGAUAUACUACUAAUGGUACUGGGCACACUUAUGGCAGUAGCUCAUGGGGCUGCCAUGCCCGCCUUGGUUAUAGUGUUUGGAGACAUGACAGACAGUUUUGUUUCUGAUUCCAUCGCAGAUAUGCCAGGGCUACAGAAUUUUACCAGGCCACAAUCGAAUGAAACAUUGGAACAACAAAUGACAAGGUUUGCCUAUUACUACUCAGGACUGGGGGCAGCAGUCCUCCUUGCUGCCUACAUACAGAUUUCCUUUUGGACCCUGGCUGCAGGCAGGCAGAUAAAGAAGCUGAGAAAAAAGUUCUUCCACGCAGUUGUGCGACAAGAAAUAGGAUGGUUUGAUGUGAAUGAAGUAGGAGAGUUGAACACACGUCUGACAGAUGACAUUUCCAAGAUAAAUGAAGGAAUUGGUGAUAAAAUUGCCUUGCUUAUCCAGUCAGUGGCUACCUUCUUAGCUGGAUUCAUUGUAGGUUUUAUAGAAGGAUGGAAGCUGACUUUAGUUAUUCUGGCAAUCAGUCCAGUCCUGGGAGUGGCAGCUGCUCUCUUCUCCAAGAUCUUGACUAGUUUUACUGGUAAAGAGCAAGCGACCUAUGCAAAAGCCGGAGCAGUGGCUGAGGAGGUUCUGUCAUCCAUCAGGACUGUGGUGGCUUUUGGGGGACAAAAAAAAGAGACUGAAAGAUAUCACAAACAUUUAGAAGAUGCCAAGAACAUUGGAAUAAAGAAGGCUGUCUCUGCAAACAUCUCAAAGGGCUUUGCCUUCUUUGUCAUCUAUGCGUCCUACGCGCUGGCUUUCUGGUAUGGAAGCACACUUAUUCUAGAUGAAGGGUACACCAUUGGAAAAGUACUAACGAUCUUUUUUGCAGUUAUCAUUGGAGCUUUUGCGGUUGGCCAAACAUCUCCAAAUAUCCAAUCAUUUUCCAGUGCAAGAGGAGCAGCUCUUAAAAUCUUUCACAUCAUUGACAGUGAACCGAAAAUUGAUAGCUUUUCAGAGAGAGGAUACAAGCCCGAUCAAAUCAAUGGAAAUAUUGAAUUCCGAAAUGUCCACUUUACAUACCCAUCACGACCAGAUUCUAAAAUAUUACAAGGUGUGAACCUAAAGGUCAGCAGUGGCCAGACGAUUGCACUGGUUGGUAGCAGUGGAUGUGGGAAAAGCACAACAGUCCAGCUGCUUCAGAGAUUUUAUGAUCCUGAUGAAGGAACAAUUACAAUUGAUGGAAAUGACAUUCGAUCCUUGAAUGUAAAAUGCCUCAGGGAAUACAUCGGAGUGGUGAGCCAGGAGCCUGUUCUUUUUGCCACCUCUAUUUUAGAAAAUAUCCGCUAUGGGAGGGAGGAUGUGUCCCAAGCUGAGCUUGAAGCUGCCACGAAGGAAGCAAAUGCAUACGAUUUCAUCAUGAAACUACCCAAAAAAUUUGAAACCUUGGUUGGCAACAGAGGCACACAACUUAGCGGAGGUCAGAAACAAAGAAUCGCCAUUGCUCGAGCUCUGGUCCGAAACCCCAAGAUUCUCCUGCUGGAUGAAGCAACUUCAGCACUGGAUACUGAGAACGAGGCGAUUGUGCAGAUGGCACUGGACAAGGUGAGAAAAGGCCGGACCACUAUAGUAGUGGCCCAUCGCCUGUCUACAAUUCGCAAUGCAGACAUUAUUGUUGGCUUUGAGAAUGGAGUGGUCACAGACCAAGGCACGCAUAGCGAGCUAAUGAGCAGAAAUGGGGUUUACCAGACCCUUGUCACUAUGCAGACAUACACAAGCAAAGACAAAGGGCUGGAUGCUGCAGAGGAGGUUGUGGUAGAUGAGAAGAGCCGUUCCCUGGUAUCAUUAACUGAAUCGACAUUGUUCAGAAGAAGUUCAAGCCGGCUGAGUGGAAAAACAACAGAGAAGGAUCUGGAAAACAAAGCUGAUGAUGAGACAAAUGAGAAUGAUGAAAAGGUGCCGCAGGUAUCUUUUUUCAGUGUCCUCAAACUCAACAGGACUGAGUGGCCCUAUCUGGCUUUAGGAACCUUUUGUGCCCUUGUGAAUGGAGGUAUCCAGCCUGCUUUUGCCAUUAUCUUUUCCAAAGUCAUAGGGGUUUUUGCUGAAACAGACAGAGAAGUGUUGCGAUACAAAGCCACAAUGUUCUCCUUAUUCUUUUUAGCAAUUGGCGGGGUUUCAUUUUUUAGUUUAUUCUUUCAGGGUUUUAGCUUUGGAAAAUCCGGAGAAAUUCUUACAAUGAGACUUCGAUUCAGGGCAUUUAAAGCUAUGCUGCGACAGGACCUUGGCUGGUUUGAUGACCCUAGGAACAGCACCGGGGCCUUGACAACGAGACUUGCAACUGAUGCGGCUCAAGUGCAAGGAGCUACCGGGUCCAGGCUCGCUACCUUUGCUCAGAACACUGCCAACCUUGGGACAGCCAUGAUCAUUUCACUCUUCUAUGGCUGGCAGCUUGCUCUCCUCAUUCUGGCGAUUGUACCAGUGCUGUCCGUUGCAGGGGUAAUGCAAAUAAAAAUUCUGUCGGGGCAUGCUGAGAAGGAUAAAAAGGAACUGGAAGUUGCUGGAAAAAUUGCUACAGAAACCGUGGAGAACAUUCGAACCGUUGUUUCAUUGACAAGAGAAAGAAAGUUUGAAUCUAUCUAUGAGGAAAACUUGGAGGUCCCUUACAGAAAUUCACAGAAAAAGGCUCAUGUCUAUGGCCUGACUUUUGCCUUUUCCCAGGCAAUGGAAUACUUUGCAUAUGCUGGGUGCUUUCGUUUUGGUGCCUACCUGGUGACAAAAAAUAUUAUGAAUUUUGAAGACAUGUUUCUUGUCAUUUCAGCCCUUGUGUUUGGAGCUCUUGCAGUAGGAGAGGCCACUUCCUUCGGUCCCAACUAUGCCAAGGCCAUAGUAUCUGCAUCCCACUUGUUUAUGCUGUUAAACAGAGUUCCAGCCAUAGACAAUGACUCUGACGAUGGAGACCAGCCAAAACAAGUUGAUGGCAACAUCAAGUUUGAAGAUGUGGUGUUCAACUACCCUUCCCGCCCCAACGUGCAGAUAUUGCAGGGGCUCAGUUUAAAGGUGGAGAAGGGACAGACUCUGGCACUGGUGGGUAGCAGCAGCUGUGGGAAGAGCACCAUCAUACAGCUGCUGGAAAGGUUCUAUGAUCCACUGAAAGGCAAAGUGAUACUGGACAACUGCAAUAUGAAGAAGCUUAAUAUCCAGUGGCUCAGGGCUCAGAUGGGUAUCGUAUCCCAGGAGCCUGUGCUGUUCGACUGCAGCAUCGCAGAGAACAUUGCCUAUGGUGAUAAUAGCAGGAAAGUGACGCAGGAGGAGAUUGUGGCAGCAGCUAAGGCAGCCAACAUUCACUCCUUCAUUGAAGGUCUACCUGAUAAAUACAACACCCAAGUUGGUGACAAAGGGACUCAGCUCUCUGGUGGACAGAAGCAGCGUGUGGCAAUCGCCCGGGCGCUCGUCCGAAAUCCCAAAAUCCUGCUCUUGGAUGAAGCUACAUCAGCACUGGACACAGAAAGCGAAAAGAUUGUGCAAGAGGCCCUGGACAAUGCUAGAGAAGGCCGCACUUGUAUUGUUGUAGCACAUCGGCUGUCCACUAUCCAGAAUGCUGAUAAGAUUGCAGUGCUGCAGAACGGCCAGGUGGUGGAGCUGGGGACACACCAACAACUUCUCUCCAGACAGGGAGCAUACCAUUCACUUGUUAAUGUCCAGAUGCAACACAAAUGAAUAAGCCAUGAAAACUAAGACCAUAUGCAGGACCCCCAGGUUUACAGUUUACCAUGUUUACUAUGCUUUUACAAGCAUAGUAAAGUCUAUCCUUCAUUUGUACAGGUUACUCCACAGACCUUACCGAUUUUUAUUGUUUGGAUUUAAAAGUGCUUUAGUGAAUUUUUGUUUCACCAUAUUGUAAGGAAUACAUUUUCACCUUAACAAAACAGGUAAGGCUAUGGCCAAAGGUCUUGCAUCACCCUCUGUAUAGAAUUAACUAAUUUUGCUUCAUAAAGUCAAAUGAAACCUGCUGAAUAAUGAUACGUUAACAUAUUGAAUUACAUAUUGCUUUGUGGUUUUCCAUAUAUUUAAUGAAAAACUUUUGGCCAUAGCUGUAUGAAUGGUGGCUUUUUGUGGUUCUUGUUGUAAAGACUUAGAACAUCUACACGCACUGAAGAAAGAAUUUGCUUUCAGUCCAGCGUAGUUGCAGAUGGAAACAUAACAAUUAUUAUCCAAAUUAAAAUUAAUGUUUAAUAAUACCACCUGCACAUUUUAUAGUUUCUGAUGAAGCCAGAGCAAGGUGCAAUUUCUUUAAUGAAGUCAGUUUGAAAAUGAUUACUGAGGGUGCUGGUGGUAAUUUAUUGUACUGGCCUUAUUGCUUUCUUAGUGACUGCUGCAAGUUAAAAUAUGCACAUGAGUGCAUGAUGCAUGCCACAUAUCUAUGUAGAGCCAGCAAUAAACAGAUUAAUUUAAUAAGCAGUCUCUGCUUGAAAAGCCCAGGACUGAAUGAUAAGAAGUGUUGUAGUGAAGACUGAGAUGUACUUGCAGAAAUGUGAGGGGAAGCUUUCAUGGCAUCUGAUGACAGCGCCAGUGCCCCUCACCUUUCACUAGCACAAUAUUAAAAUAUUUAUACAUUGUGAUGUGGUCGGAUUAUGAUCAUUCUUAUUAAAGUGAAUCGGAAUUAGAAUAAACUAAGCAGCAAACCAACCAAGAUGGUUCACUUACAAUAUUCCUGGGAUUCAAACCAGAAAUGUAACACACACACUUUAAAUGAAACAGACAGCCUUGUCACACUUUUGUCAAUCACAUUUAUUUAGAUGCAUAACAAUUGUAUCAUUCUAAGCUUUAUAUUCCAGGAAGCAGCUUUUAUAGACAUUGUUAUAUAAAUCACAGUAUUUGAUCAACAGUCAUUCUUAGAUUACAUUCGGAGAAAAAUGAAGCAAGUGCAUGGUCUGCACUUUUCUUUCCUGUUUCUUUCUUUAGGUGGAAGUAUCCUUUAAAAAGCAACAUUCUUCACACGUUACUUUCUCUCAGCACAAAGGUUCCCCCGUGACAUUAGCUAUAGCAUAUUAACUAAAUACCCCUACCCAGUGAACCAAGACAUUUUGCUGUAUAGUGAUAUUUCCCAUUUGUACAGACAUUUAUAAUCUUCAUAUCCAAUGCAUGACAGAGUUGGUAAUAAGUGUUGCUUUCAAAAUACCCACAAGCGUCUAUCAUCAGUUUUCAUGUAAAUAAUUGAUGCCUAGUCUGGGGAACAUUUUGUGCAGGAUCAGGGUCAUUUAGAGGAUAUUUCUGAUUAUGCUGCAGCCCCCUUGAAACUACUGUAUUAUGUGGAACCACUGCUCCACAAUGCCUACUCAAAUACUGCCUAGUUUAUUUCUUCAUACAUAAAAUACAUAUGCGUCAUUCACUAUUCCUUUUAAUCUACUGGAAGUUCAUUUUUUUUUUUUUUUACUUCAUUCAACAUGAGAACAUGCAUAUUAGGACUUCUUUGGGCACUUUGACGUAAAUACAAAUCCAAACAUUUUGUAUGAAACAUUUUUUUGACACAGGCUGCCUCUUCUCACUGUGGAGAGCAGCUUACAAAAUGAUUUUUGUACUUUGAAAAAAGUACCUUUUAACAACUGUACACUUGUGUCUAGUGUCACAAGAGUUUUUCUUUUUAGUAAUAGUAAUUCCACUAUUUGAUAAUUUAGGCUGUGGUUAGAUUCAGGUCUACUGGAUAAACUAAUAAAGACUGGGAUUAAAAAUAAUUUUUUAAGCUGAUAAAACCAAAAGCUAGCUUCUUCUAAUUUUAAAAAACAUUGGUCCAGAUACAAGAAGCAUUUACUUCAGUGCUGCGUACUCUAUGCAAAAAAAAAAGAAUAAA